AUGAUUCCUGUGACCCUGCAGCAGCAACCCGCUCUGCUGCGCCGAGAACAGGGGACCCCUGCAGCAGCAGCAGCAGCUGCCGCUGCUGCAGAGCCUAAUGGCCCCCUUUGCAUUCCUCCUAGGUUGGGGGCCCCGAUGCAGUGCUACGCUCGUGGUUUCAAUCCCCAGACAGCGCUUGCCUCCCCCCAGGCGGUCAGCCGUGUCGGGGGCCCCCUUGCUGCUGAGCGCAAUACUCAAAAGGCAGCCCUGGGCGCUUCGCUCUACUCCUCGCAGCAGAAGCACAUGCAGCAGCAGCAUCCGCAACUGAAGCAGCAGCACAUGCAGCCCCAGUAUAUGCAGCAGCAGCUCGGUUUCACUGCCAUGCUAUCUCGCUUCCCCAACAUCACCCCCUGCAGCGCAGCAGAAUCAGCAUCUCUCAGCCGCAACUGCAGCAGGAUAUACCGUCUUGUGCCUCCACAAACACCAGCAAAUCUCCGUACAGGUCCCCCUGCUUCCUUUUUGGGGGGCCCCACAUCUCAACGCCCAGAGGCAGCUGGGCCGCUGCAUCAGCAGCAGCGCACCAUCGCAGCAACAGGAGCAGCAGCAGCGCCACAAGCAGCACAAGAAGUACUGCCAGCAACUUCUGUCCCUUCAGCAGCAAGCUGGAGGCAGAGGGCCGCCGUCUUUGACGCCUCGAAGCAGCAAUGGCAACUUGGAGCUGCUCCCCUGCAGCUGCAGCAGCAGCAGCAGCUGGGCCUGUCACUGCAGGAAGAUCAACAGCAACAAGAGCAAGAUCUGCUAAAACUGCAGCAUCUACAGCAGCAGCAGCACCUAGAGGAGCUGAGAAUGCAGCAGGAGCAGAACAAGCAGCAGCUACUAGAAAUGCAAAGGCAGCAGCAGCAGCAGCAACUGCGGGGCCUGUACCUUCAGCAGCAGCAGGAGCUAGACCUGCAGCAGCAGGAGCUAGACCUGCAGCAGCAGAGGCAACAACAAGAUCGCCAGUUGCUGCUGCACUCAGCUCAGUUGGAUGUCUUCUCCACCACGCAGCAGCAGCAGCAGCAAGCGGAAGUGCAGCAGCAACUGCAGCGGGAGGAUCAGCAGCAACAGUACGCCAUGCAGCAACAUCAUCAGGGAGAAUAUCAGCAGCACGAGCUACUGCUGCUGCAACAGCAGCAACAAGAUCAUGCCCACAGCGACGAUGCCACAGAGCAGCAGCAGCGGCUAACUGCAGAGCUGCAGCUUGUCGAACAGAAGCUAGCUGAUAAGGAGGCCCUUUUAGCUCUGUUUGAGGGGGCCUCCGAACAGCAGCAACAACUGCGGCGGGGGCUGCAACUGCAGCAGCUGCAGCGGCAGCAACAGCAGCUGCAGCAACAGCAACAGCAGCAUGAACAGCUGCUGGAGCUUAUUGAGCAGCAAAAGCAAGAGCUAGCCAAGCAGCAGCAAGCAGUUGACGCAAAACAGCGGGAGGUGGAGGAUGGUGUGUUGCUGCUGCAGCAGCAGCAGGAGGCCCUGAAAGCACAGCAGCAGCAGCAACAGGCAGCUGCUGAGGCACAGCAGAAGCAGCAACAAUGGCUUGAAGAACAGCAAGCAGCCUUCCGAAAAGCCCAGAGCGAACUUGCUGCUGAAAGGAGACAGCAGCAGCAGCAACAGGAGCAACUAACUAUGAUGCAGGAGAACCUCCACAAGCAGGAAGCAGAACUCGCCGACAAGAGGAAGAGGCAUCAGCAGCAGCAACAGCUGCUGCUGCAGCAGCAGGCAAAUAUGCAAGCCUCUCUUAGGGCUCAAGGAGUGCAGCUGCUGCAGCAGCAUCAAGCACUGCAACGGCAGCUGCAGCAGCAGCGAGAGUUGCAGCAGCAAAUCCUGGACCAUCAGCGGCAGCAACUCGUAGAGACACAGGAUGCGUUGCAGCAGCAGCAGCAGCAGCAGCAGAAUCAGAGGCAGCCUCCCUUUAACGAUCCCAGCGUUGGUCGCCGUGUGACGAGGGAGGCGGGACUAGAGCCUAUGUUGCAGCACGUGCAGCAGCAGCUGCUUCAGCAGCAGCGGCAGCAGCAGCAGCUGCAGGAGGAGUUGCUGCAGCACCUGAAGCAGCAGAACAGUCUGGAAAGCUCUAGUCAGGAGGCACGAUGGUGCUACUGCGACGUAAAAAGCUCCCAACCCUCUGUGAAGGGCCCCAAUUCCAAGGGGGCCCCCAUUGAGGAGCAAAGAGGUUCAGCAGACUCUACGCGGCUGCCUUCAGCUGAGAGCGCAGUUGAAUUAAGGGGCCCCGGGGAAUUCGGCAGCAGCUCAAGGGGCCCCCAAAGGGGCCUCUCCAGGAACCACUCUAAGGCCCUCCUCAAGGAGCCCCACAGGGGGCCCGUCAAGGGCCCCCAUGCAGUACACUCGAGAAGACCCUCCGACGAAGCUGCGCCCACUGGAGCUACGCAGGGGGGCCCUUCCACCGGUGCUAUGCAGGCAAAAAGGAGAGGGGCCCUCGAGGGCGCCCCCCGAAACACCUCUUUGGGGGGCCCCGUGAAAGGAGCCGCUCCAGGGGCCCAGGGGCGAGGGGGGACCUCUACAUGCCCUCCGAGGCUGCUGCGUUCAACGGAGUCUCAGCGGCUGCGAGAAGAGUCUUUGCAGAAGCACCUGAAGGCUUUGAAUGAGGGGAAAAGGUCAGGGGGCCCCCGGGAAGGACCCAAGAGGGGCCCCUCGGAGCACUCCCGCCUCCCCUCAGCAGAAUCAGAAUAUUCUAAUCCCUCUAGGAGUAUCAGCAAGAGCAACAGCUGGAGAGGCCCCCAGCAUACAGCCAGAGGGGCCCUUUAUCAGGGGGACCCUAGAGAGCCAGUCCACGAAGAGGCCCGCAGGGCCAACCCGCAAGGGGCUCCCCUAAACCCUCAGGGGACCCGGUUGCAGCAACAGAAGCUGCAGCAGCUGCUAGAGGAGCAGCGGAGGGAAAUAAACCUGCUGAUGCUUGAGAAGCAGCAGCUCGAAAGAGCUGCCACAGCAGGUGGGGGGGGCCUAGGGGGCCCUUUGACCCCCAAGGGCCCCACGAGGCCCCUCGCCUUCCCUAAGGAGCCUUACGUUCAAAACCCGGCCAACUGUGGAGAGGCAGACGGGGGCCCCCGCGGCUGCGUGUGCGGAGGCGACCAUCCCCGUACUGCUUGGGGGCCCCUCGAUGCAGCUUUAGCUGAAGUGCACAACAGCAAUGAGGGCCUCCAGCGGUGGACGAAGGUCAAUGAAGGCGUUUACUUCUAUGGAGACACCCAAGUGGGUGGCCCUUCUAACCUGUGUUUCCUUACCCUCCGUUGA
Eimeria acervulina is the source of this 3264-nucleotide messenger RNA. RefSeq lists its product as hypothetical. The record is from RefSeq and is a predicted model, not a curated record. Bases 1 to 3264 code for a protein of 1087 amino acids. Lineage: Eukaryota; Apicomplexa; Conoidasida; Eucoccidiorida; Eimeriidae. The transcript is spliced from 2 exons.